AUUAAACGAAAAAUGAUGUGAAAUGUUGAAAAGAAUAAAAUAAAUACACAGUCAUCCAGCCACAACUAGCUAUUCAGCUACAGCACUGAGCUAGCUACAAAGGAUUGCACUAGCCCUCAGCCUGAAGAAACAGAACUGAAUAUGGUUAAAAUAUUUUCCAUCACCAUUCUGUAUAAGUCAGCCAAGCCUGUCCAGAAAAAAGCCAGCUAUGAAUUGUCUUCGUUUGGCUUCUUUCAGAGAUCAGGUGUACGAGAGUUCAUGGCGUUUACGAGUGACAUCCUAGUGGAGAAAACCGCCAGUGGACAGAGACAAUCAGUGAAAGAGCAAGAUUAUAAGUGCCAUGUUCAUGUGAGAUCAGACUCUCUAGCGUGUGUGGUGAUUGCAGACAAUGAUUAUCCGCCCAGAGUAGCCUUCACCCUCAUGAGCAAGAUCAUGGAGGAGUUCAGCUCAGACUUCCCACGGUCGUCAUGGGAUACUCCCUCCAGUAUUCUCUCCAGUGAUCUCUCAUACCCUCCCCUGGAUGCACACCUGAAGAGAUAUCAAGACCCCAGGGAAGCUGACCCCAUGAUGAGAGUACAGAGUGACUUGGAUGAGACUAAGAUUGUGUUGCACGAGACGAUAGAGCAGCUUCUGGAGAGAGGAGAAAAACUGGACGAUCUAGUGCAGAAAACUGACAAAUUGAGUGGGACCUCGAAAGCAUUUUACAAAGAAGCAAAGGGUGGAUGCUGUGUCAUACAGUAGCUUCUAUGACUGUUCUAGCCUUGUAUGUUGAAACUGUACUGUUAUAAUAUCUAUUCUGCAUUAUUUUUUAUACUUGUACUCAUUAAAUUAUAUGAAUUGACAAAUCUUCCAAAA
Halichondria panicea is the source of this 855-nucleotide messenger RNA. Its product is annotated as synaptobrevin homolog YKT6-like. The record is from RefSeq and is a predicted model, not a curated record. The coding region runs from base 142 to 741 and encodes 199 amino acids. Gene Ontology annotation, biological process: endoplasmic reticulum to Golgi vesicle-mediated transport. Gene Ontology annotation, molecular function: SNAP receptor activity. Gene Ontology annotation, cellular component: membrane; Golgi apparatus. The transcript has 8 exons. Lineage: Eukaryota; Metazoa; Porifera; Demospongiae; Suberitida; Halichondriidae.